AAUCCCAUACCUUCAGUUGAAUCAAGAUGCAGUCUGACCCAGCUCUUUUGGCCUUUUUUCUACUGCUGCUGCCCCUGGUGCUUCCAGGACAGCCUCAGCUGGUGAGAAGUGUAUUAAACUCUAUGGAUGAGAGUGGCAGUUUCCAGUGUGUGGUCCAUCUACCCAACAGCUCUAUCUUCCUGCAGCAGCUGGAACAUCUGCAGAGUACAUUACAAAAGCUCAUUGGCAAGUAUGAACAAGAGCUGUUCAGGGCCAAGGAGUAUGUACAUGUCAUUGAAGAUCAAGACAGCCAGACUCUAGAACUGAGUCACAUGCUGGAGUCUAGGAAUCCUGGUGUCACUGUGUCUCAAUAUGACAACCCAGCCUUCAACCUGUUACGCCUGGAGCUAGAAGGAGCACAGGAGUUGGCAUCCCAGCUUAAGGCCAACGGAGGUGUCAGUGGGGCCUUGGACCUCCUCCAUCAACUCCAGGACCGGGUGACCAAUGCCAGUCUGACCCUGAAACUUCUGCUUGACUCUGACCGACAAAGCUUCCAUGCCCUCCGAGAGGAAGUGGACAUCCUUGAGGGCCAGCUAAGUGAGUGCGAGAGGGAAAAGGAACAGGAACAGUCCUCUAGACAUCCUGGUCCACCCCUGGCUCCUGGUUCCUGUGCUCAUAGAGGCCUGCAGAAAGUGAGCAGACCCCUUGUGGUAAAGCUCAAUUGGAGGGGUUUAUCACAUAAGGCAGGUGCCUGGGGUCGUGAUUCAGCACCCAAUCCAGCUUCUUCCCUUUACUGGGUGGCCCCUCUGCGUGCUGAUGGCAGGUACUUUGACUACUGUAGGCUGCACAAAUCUUAUGAUGACCUGGUGCUGCUGAAGCACUAUGAACAGUGGAAGAUUGGCUAUGGUGAUGGCAGUGGCAAUACUGUGUACAAGAACUUUAUGUACUUUAACUACUAUGGCACAAGAGACAUGGCCAAGGUGGACCUUUCUUCCAACACCCUAGUGCUGCGACGUUCAUUGCCUGGUGCCACCUACAACAACCGCUUUUCAUAUGCUUGUGUGCCUUGGACUGACAUAGAUUUUGCUGGUGAUGAGAAGGGACUGUGGGUGUUCUAUGCCACAGAGGAGAGCAAAGGCAAUCUGGUUGUAAGUCUUCUCAAUGAUAGCACCCUAGAAGUUGAGCAAACCUGGUAUACUAGCCAGUAUAAGCCUGCUCUUUCAGGGGCCUUCAUGGCCUGUGGGGUGCUCUAUGCUUUGCGCUCACUAAGCACUCGUCAAGAGGAAAUAUUUUAUGCUUAUGACACGACCACAGGGCAGGAACACCAUCUCAACAUCCUGUUGGACAAGAUGCUGGAAACUCUGCAUGGCAUCAAUUACUGCCCUUGGGAUCACAGACUCUAUGUUUAUAAUGAUGGAUUCUUAAUACAUUAUGAUCUCACCUUCCUAACACUAAAGCAAAAGCUAUCAAGCUCUCCCAUGAAAAGGCCUUCUGGGGCUUCAGCUCCAUCCAAACCCGUCAAGUCCAGCAAGCAUCCAGAACAGGAGACUCCAUGACUCACCAGGGUCCUAUUAGAAAUAUGUUCUCUUCCUCCCCUAUAGAAGGACAACUCCCUUAAUAACUGUCCACUCAAAUGAUUGAAGUACACUGAUUAAUUUUGUUUUAUAUGUAAUCACUAUCUCAGUCAACACAUUAAGGUUCUAAUAAUAAUGGCCUACAAGGAUUUGAUUAAGAAACAAAAUACAUUGUUAGCUAAGAAGGUAGCUGAGUGCUGAAUCAUGUGUUUAGCAUAUACUAGGCCUUAGAUUUAAUGCUUAGCACAAUAGGUAUGAAGAAAACUCAUUAUUCAAUCCUUAGCACUAAAAAAAAAAAACCAAAAAACAAAACUAUUAGGUAGAGCAAUGUUGCCCUCUUUAUUUUAUUUUUUCCUGAUGCUUGGUCAUCAUGCUUUAAAACUUAUCAGGAUAGAACCUAGAAUUCUAGGAUCAUGUGACCUUUAGUACUCAGGGUUGAGUGCAUCUGGCUUCAGCACUGAAGAUCCAUGGAAGCUGGUAUUGAGAGUGGGGUACAGAAGUUUCCUCUUGGAUCUCCAUACUCCUAAAAGGUUCUACAGAGAAGAGAGUCAGAAUCUUGGUCUGAAGAUAAAUUCCUCACUGCCCUCAACCGGUCUUAGAGUAGAAUUGGAAGAGGCACUUGGGUCUGACUGUGUUCCAGGAUGUCAGUCAGGAUUCGUAUCAUGGGAUAUGGAUGGGACUGUGUCUGGAGACAUUCUCAAUAAAGACUUCUUGGUAUGAUUGCA
Grammomys surdaster is the source of this 2278-nucleotide messenger RNA. RefSeq names its product olfactomedin-4-like. The coding region runs from base 27 to 1535 and encodes 502 amino acids. The transcript is spliced from 6 exons. The record is from RefSeq and is a predicted model, not a curated record. Lineage: Eukaryota; Metazoa; Chordata; Mammalia; Rodentia; Muridae. Gene Ontology annotation, biological process: signal transduction.